This is a messenger RNA of Rhagoletis zephyria (snowberry fruit fly), 655 nucleotides long. RefSeq lists its product as uncharacterized. The record is from RefSeq and is a predicted model, not a curated record. Lineage: Eukaryota; Metazoa; Arthropoda; Insecta; Diptera; Tephritidae.
UAGAUAAAAGGUAUUUUAAUUUCCUUUGCAACUGUAAAAUUAAAAUCAUUUCAAAACAUUUCGAAAUAUAAACUCUUGAAAAUAAAGGGCGAGCCACACCCACUUGUUCUUUUUUUCUAGCUCAACGGGGACUAUUCUUUACUUGAUCCUGUAUGAUAAUAGAUCAUUCGAUACGCUUAUGAGCCUAAUUCUUUUAUCAAAAUUACUUACUUCGCUUUUUCUUUAUUAAGGACUGUCGGAAGCGUUGAAAUACCAGAAGUAGAAGAUUUGUCAACAAGUUUCUUGGAAGGUAUGGAGGAGCUAUUGCCAGAAAAUUCCACCAUGGUGGAGGACUUGGAUACUCAACCUUCAUGUUCUUCGGGACGUUCAAGCGGAAGGGCAACUAAGCAACGCGCCGAUGCCGAACUGAAGGAUACUUUUGCCAAAGCCUUGGAAGAAUGCGUUGCCUCAGUAUCUGACCUUGCCAAAGUGCCACGAAAAAAUUCAACGUUCUCGCUUUUUGAAUCCUUUGCUCAAAAAAUAAUAGAUGCAAACUUAUCCCAAGCCGAUGUUUAUAGAAUAGAAGCAAAAAUUAUGUUGGUACUGCAUGAGGAAUUGGCGAAAUGUUACAAAUGAACUAAUAAUAAUAUUUGGUAUUAAAUUGACUGCUGUACUU